AUGUCUAUGUGUCUAUUUAAUUCAUUUCCAGUCGAAGUAGUUCAUAAUAUUUUUCAUUGUCUAUGGUCACAUGAAAUAUUAUAUGGAUUUGCUCGAUUAAGUUCAUAUAUAGACAAUGUUCUUGUUGACUAUGAUCGAUAUUGGAUAGGUUUAUCAUCUAUAUUUAAACAUCAAUUUGAUCUUAUGUGUGUUCAUAUUCGACUAGAACAAGUUAUCUCUAUAACAAUUGCUAAAAAUAAUGAUACGCAAAAUCAAUCAGAAAUAUUUUUUUUCAAUAUUUGAUGUUCUACAAUUUAUUAACCCUUAAGAGCCGAAUGUCCCUUCCAAUGGACAUUUGAAAAAACACUAUAGAAGACGUAAAAAAAUCGUUGAGGCAUCGACCAAUAUUUUUUUGGACUUUGAUGACCUAAUAGAGUAUAGAGUGAAAAAGAAAUUUCUUAAAAUCGACUGUCAGGGGACGAAGCAGGUUUUGGAAAAUGCAUGAAUUUUUUAAAUGCAAUUUUGUAUUUUGCAAUGUAUGCCUUUUCGUAAAUAUAGCGUGAAUUAGCGUGAAUUUUGGCUUUUCUGAGAGGCACAAAGGCAAGCUACCGAAUGAAACUGUUCCCUAAAUUUUUAAGUUACCUGUUGAUACAUAGUGAUAGCAUGAAGAAAAUGUCCCUUGGAAGGGACAUUCGGUCUUAACGGACCGAAAAGUUUGAGCGAGACUUACAUUGAAACCGAUAGUGUGUAAAUUUUGGGUGUGGGUGCGUGGGCGUGUGGGUGUGGGUGUGUGGGUGUGUGGGUGUGGGUGUGUGGGUGUGUGGGUGUGGGUGUGGGUGUGGGUGUGGGUGUAAGUCUUCUCUUCAUCUUCACCCACACCCCACACCCACCCUACCCACACCCACACUCACACCCACACCCCACACCCACACCUACACCCACACCCUCCAGCCACCCACACCCACACCCUCCAGCCACCCACACCCACACCCACACCCACACCCACACCCACACCC
Messenger RNA from Rotaria sp. Silwood1, 995 nucleotides. Lineage: Eukaryota; Metazoa; Rotifera; Eurotatoria; Philodinida; Philodinidae. The record is from the annotation of a GenBank genome assembly.